AAUUGUCGUCCCUCUACUUUAAUAUUUUAUUCGUUCUUGUCCCUCUACUAAGGACAUGUUCGUUGUCGUCCCUCUACUCUACCAAAGAGCCAAAACGUCGUCCCUCUACUUCGCUUUUUUUGUUCGUUGUCGUCCCUCACCUAACACCGUUCAUGUUGCCAUCACUGCUGACCGUUAAGUCCUAAACGGUGUUUUAAUGCACCAGGAGUACAGUGUGCUUGAUUACAAAGAGAAAGUGGUUGAUGGUUUCUAUGAUGUGUAUGGGCCUUCCACAAAUUCAGCACUCCAAGGAAAAAUGCUAUCUCUUGCAGAUCUUGAGACAAAUCUUGGGAAUUAUGGCUUUGAAGUUGUGAUUGUGAAUCGAACAAUUGACCCUGUCUUAGAAGAAUUGAUGCAAAUUGCACAUUGUAUUGCAUUAGAUUACCCGGCUAGUAACGUUAGUGUUUUAGUCCAAAAGCUUGCUGAAUUUGUUACAGGCCAUAUGGGUGGACCCGUUAAGGAUGCUGAUAUAAUGUUGGCAAGGUGGAUGGAUAGGAGCAUGGAAUUGAGAACAUCUCUUCAUACAAGUUUAUUGCCUAUUGGGUCCAUUAAUAUAGGAUUGUCUCGGCAUCAUGCUUUACUUUUCAAGGUAUUGGCUGAUAAUAUAAAGUUACCUUGUAGACUUGUAAAAGGCAGUCAUUACACUGGGGUUGAGGAUGAUGCUGUAAACAUGGUUAGGCUGGAGGAUGAAAGGGAUUUUUUGGUUGAUCUCAUGGCAGCUCCUGGGACACUUAUACCUGCUGAUAUUUUCAGUGCAAAGGAUACCGCUUUGAAGUCAUAUAAUCCAUCACUAAGCAAAAUCCCGACUAUUUAGUUUUCUGAUGAUGUUGGAGGUGUUCACCCAAGAGCCAAAUUAAAUGGUGAAGGCAGUAGCCAAAGUUCUGCAAUUAAUGGUGGUUUUCCCUCAGAUAGGGGGAUCAAGUUCAAAAAACACAGAAUACUUAU
Molecule: messenger RNA, 984 nt
Organism: Rubroshorea leprosula
Lineage: Eukaryota; Viridiplantae; Streptophyta; Magnoliopsida; Malvales; Dipterocarpaceae
Source: the annotation of a GenBank genome assembly